Molecule: messenger RNA, 474 nt
Organism: Lactuca saligna
Lineage: Eukaryota; Viridiplantae; Streptophyta; Magnoliopsida; Asterales; Asteraceae
Source: the annotation of a GenBank genome assembly
AUGGCUGAUUUUAGGGCCUCUUCAGAUAAGAGUACAACAGAUAUGAACAAAGUUAUUGAAGCUUUUGGUUCUUAUUUGAAGGAUGAGAGGGAAGCUCUGUCCAUGAUUUGUGCUAACAUUAAGUUGGACAACAUCGAUCUGAACUCCACCAUCACCACUCAACUUGAUAACUUAAAGCUUGAGGCAGAAGAGGCUGAAGUCAGAAAUUCAGCUUUCAUUCUCAAAAAUCAAAUGUCCUUAUUUCCUGUUUGGACUAUUCAGCAAAUUCAGAAGGAAGCCAUCGAUCUUCCAGAACUAUAUUGGCUGGGACCGAAGACAUCAUUCGAUAAUUUCAAUGAUAUAGAAUACCAGUUGGACUUUCCCCUCACCCCAAGAGCAUUUCUGUUUCGAUGCAUCCAAAAGAUUGAGAAGACUCAAAUCUCCAACAACAUGAUCAACAGAAAACUCUUCAACUUUUAUCUCAAGUAUGGAUAG